AUGUCUUCUACUCGCUCCAACCUUUUGCAAAGCGUCAUCGAGGCCCAUGGUGGCCGAGAGUACUGGGAGUCAAUCCAGUCCCUCAACGUGGAGUUUGAGUUCUCUGGAGUGGCUUUGGACAUGAAAGGACAUCCUGGACCUCACGACGUCGAAUUGGUUGUCAAUACAAAGAGUCAAAAAGUUACAAUCAAGAGAUUUGGCGACUACUACGGCUCAUGGACUCCUACGCAAACCGAGGUCGGCAAGCUUGGCUCUGAAGAUCCCGUUGAUGUUCGCAAGAAUCCCAGAGACGUCUUUGACGAUUAUACCGCGGAAACGAAGUGGGACGUACACAACCUCUUCUGGUUUGUGGGCUACGCAUAUUGGAACUACUUCAACUUUCCAUUCUACCUGGACGCUCCGGAGAUCCAAACCGGCGAAGUAGAUGGUCCGACGCGGGAGAAUGGCGAGAAAUGGACUUCAUUGGAGGUUGUUUUCCCUGACGGGUAUCCUACUCAUACCAAGGUUCAGAAGUACGACUUUGAUGGCGAAUACCGGUUGAUGCGGAUGCACUAUUCUGUGGAUGUCAUGAAGCGACAUGUUCCGUCGUGGCACAAUUGUUACAACCACGCUGUUGCUGGGAAGCUUCUUUACCCAACUCUGCGAGUUGUGAGCUCAGCCUCUCCGGGAAUGGCAUUCUUUUCUCCAUUUACUUUGAGGGGGAUCAAGAUUGAAGUCAAUCACAUCUAA
Trichoderma virens Gv29-8 is the source of this 729-nucleotide messenger RNA. RefSeq lists its product as uncharacterized. The record is from RefSeq and is a predicted model, not a curated record. NCBI's taxonomy places the organism in Eukaryota, Fungi, Ascomycota, Sordariomycetes, Hypocreales, Hypocreaceae. The transcript is spliced from 2 exons. Bases 1 to 729 code for a protein of 242 amino acids.